Molecule: messenger RNA, 1442 nt
Organism: Oppia nitens
Lineage: Eukaryota; Metazoa; Arthropoda; Arachnida; Sarcoptiformes; Oppiidae
Product: probable ATP-dependent helicase PF08_0048
Exons: 2
Coding region: 78-1421 (447 amino acids)
Source: RefSeq, a predicted model, not a curated record
UAUUGAUAGUCAAGACAAUAGUUAUCAUUUGAUUUCUAAAUAUUUAGACAAAAAGUUUAGUGUUAAUAACAAAUAAAAUGUUGAAAAUUGCACUUUUAUUGUUUGUGAGCACCUAUGCCUCAGCCAAUCUUUUUAAUUUUGGUAUGAGUAACUAUGGUAUUAUGCCUAGUAAUGCUGGAGUCAGUAUCUCAGGUGAUGCCAAUGGUUCUGUAAGACCAGGUUUAGGUAGUCUAAUCAACACUGGGAUGGCAAUGGUUAACGAUGCUACCAGUAAAAUAAGUCAUCCUAUUGAUGGUACUAUAAAUUUGGCCAACAAUUUCCAGCAAAAUGUUUUUGGCACAGUUGGCAAAAUCCAUAAGGGAUUAACCGACGCAAUUGAAUCGGGAAAGGGAUCACUGGAGACAAUUAUCGGUGAUUUUUGCAAUCAAUUCCAAGAUAUCAAAAUGACUUUGGGAGGACUGUUAGCUGCCGGUGCUGAGAUACCUGAAAAUUUAAUUGACCAGUUCCAUACCAUUGCUAAUCAAGUUGAGCUAAAAUUGAUAAACAAAUUAACAAAUAUUGAGAAACAAAUCAUAAAUGUAUCCGGAGUUACAAAAGAUAAUUUGAUGAAAGUCAAGGAACAAAUCAAACAAGAAAUUCAAAAAAUUGUUAAACAGACUCAAGACCUCAACAACUAUAUGAGCGAUAAAUUGAAGAAAUGUCAACAACAAAGACUCAAUAUAUUGAAUAAUAUUAAGGAAGAGAUUGGAAAAGAAGUUGAAAAUAUUGAACAAAAUGUUGAGUCGGGAGCAGAAAAAAUUAAUCGUCUCAUUGAACAACAAGUCAUUGAAAUUGAUGUACGAGUCAACCAAUUGAAGAGACAAUUGGCCGAAACUAAACAAUACGUUACAGAAGAAAGUCAAAAGUUGGCCGAAGAACUCAAAACACAAAUCAAUACUAUGUUAACCACCGCUCAGACAAAUCUUGAGGAAGAGUUGAAACGAAUUGACAAUCAAUUGGAAACCGCUUCAGAAGAGGCCAGAAAAAUAUUGAAUGAACUCAAGACUGAAAUUCAAAAUAAGAUUCGCGACAUCGAAAAAAAAUUAGAAGACAUUAACAGUGUUACCAUUGCUGUCGGUACUGAUGAUAACGGUGUCGAUGCUAAUGGUGUCGAUGCUAAUGGUGUUGAUGAUAAUGGUGUUGAUGAUAAUGGUGUCGAUGCUAAUGGUGUCGAUGAUAAUGGUGUCGAUGAUAAUGGUGUCGAUGAUAAUGGUGUCGAUGCUAAUGGUGUCGAUGAUAAUGGUGUUGAUGAUAAUGGUGUCGAUGAUAACGGUGUCGAUGAUAACGGUGUCGAUGAUAACGGUGUCGAUGAUAACGGUGCCGAUGAUAACGGUGCCGGUGCUGCUAAUCUAGAUGUCAGUGUUGAAGCUGGCAAUGCAUAGAUCUAUUUUAAUGCUUAGAAU